Chaetomium strumarium is the source of this 1503-nucleotide messenger RNA. RefSeq lists its product as uncharacterized. The record is from RefSeq and is a predicted model, not a curated record. Bases 272 to 1201 code for a protein of 309 amino acids. The transcript has 3 exons. Lineage: Eukaryota; Fungi; Ascomycota; Sordariomycetes; Sordariales; Chaetomiaceae.
GGAACAAUGGAAUCUGUGGCCUGAACCGUAAGGCGCCUUGUCACCACCGCGAACAGUCCGUCUGUUCUUUGGGCACUUGCACCACUAUUCCUACCCCGCACCUGCUAAAAGCCAGUUUCAACUUCUCAAGCUGCAAACCAUCAGGUGUUUGGCUGCUUUCUCUGACAUUCAUCUCCGACUACCGACUCGUCAGUGGCUGAUCCAUCCAAAGAUCACCACUGCCAGUCGAGGUUUGCUUUCUCCCAUCACAAGUUAUCACCUUUCACGAAUCAUGAUAACCACCAACUCUGCCCCUUCAACGAUGGACAACAACACGGCGGCUGAAACCAAGGCGCUGGCGGAGGCCAUGAUUAGAGUAGUCGAACCCCUUAGCCUGACGAGCAUCAUGGACUUCACAUUCAACAUGGUUCUCGGCACCGGGGAUGUCAGUGACGAGCGCAAGAUAAUGGACUACUUCGUCGCGCUUCUCCAGCCCUGGCUGGCUGCCGAAGGGCAGACAUUCGUCGCUGUGGAAGCACGUGGGCAGCCCAACCGUCUCCCGGGUUCGGUCGCAAUGCUCAAGGAAAAAUACAAGACCACGCUCCAGGAGCUCGAGGGCCUGAUCCAGGAGUUCAUAACCGACAAGGCAAGAGAGCAGCCCAACAAGGACAACAAUGUAGUGCGCACCAAGCUCAUGACGUUGCUCUACUGCCCGCUCUUCUGUGCGGUCGUCGACAUGCGCUUUGAAAAGGCCAAAGCCGAGAUCCAGGGAUUGGAUCAGAAGCUCAGACGCAUGCGGAUCGCCGGAGGCGAGUUCCUCUGCUGUCUCUUCCGCUGCGUAGACGGCAAAGACCUGAACCGCUACUUGGACCGUGUGAUGUUCUACGCCUCCGAGUUCAUGACUGCCCUCGUCGAGAUCCGGUUCAUUGAGGGUCGGGACGGCGUCGGAGAUUGGUGGCCGUUGGCCAAUCGAGUCGAGGUACACGGCUGCGGGCUACUCUGGGUGUUGAUCAACCUUCGCUUCUCACGGGAACCCUGCGUGGCACCUAGGAAACAUGGGUACCCUGAGAACUUCACCUGGAGGUGGGGUGAAGAAGAACACGGGAAACUCCUCUUUCACCUCAGCAAUCAGAACAUUACAACGGUGAACAUCUGGUUCGACAUUGGGCCCCAGCACCUCGAGGUCCUCGAUGACCCACCCUACGUACCAGAAUCUCCCUAAUUUUACCGCUGACUGUGUUGGGGCCGCGAGUCUCCAGGAGGAGGAUGGUCUCUCUGAUGGAAAGGGGGUGGACUUGAGCACUGCGGUUUGUAGUAGCUUAGUACCUAGCUAACCAUCUGGCGAUGGAGAGAUACUGCUGUCUCGUCUCGAUGGAGAAAGCAGGUUAACUGGGAACGGGACCAUGGCGCUGGCCUUAACUUUCAUGAACGAUGCUGUAGUGAACCCUUUGUUCUCGACGUGAGUACUAGUAGUAAUGGCCAAUCCUGCAAAAUAGCCCCAGGGUGUGGCCCAUCCAAGCGAUC